This is a messenger RNA of Amoebophrya sp. A25, 1422 nucleotides long. The record is from the annotation of a GenBank genome assembly. Lineage: Eukaryota; Dinophyceae; Syndiniales; Amoebophryaceae.
AUGGCGUUUCGUGCUGUCGACGUGUUGCUGACCUUAUUCUUUGUCAUCGGCUUGAAAGCAGAACAGACCACGUUGGAGCAAGUUCCUGAGACGGAAAAAUCCAGCACGGGUUUGGAUCAUGAAGGAAAUGCCUGUGCUCGCACGGCUGGGUCCGAGAUCGAUGUUGAGGUAAAGGUUGUUGAUUCGACUGGCUCUAGUCAGGUUUGCCGAACACGGGAUGCAAGAAUGACGUCGUCAUCGAAAAAUAGUUUUUAUCAGGUGCGGCCAUUGACGGGUCGCGCGUUGGGUGCGGAAGUCGUCGGUAUAGACUUGAUGCGUCAGGAUUUUGGGAAUUCGUCCUUUUUUGCGCAAGUCAAAGCAGACAUUCGGAGACACCGGCUGUUGCUUUUCCGGGGUCAAAAGGGACUCUCAGGCGCGCGUCAAGUCGCAUUCUCAGAGGGUCUUGGCCGUGUCGAGAGUACGUUUUACAAACAUCCGCGCUCGCCGCACCCGGAUAUUUUUCGCGUAUCCAAUGACGAGCGGGAAGGAUGCACCAACGUCGGGAGGUCAGGCUGGCACAUCGACGGGACCUUCAUGCGCACGCCCUUUAUGUAUCAGACAAUGUACUUUGAUUCCGUUGCUGCGGGAGGAGACACUCUUUUCAUGCCAUUACGCGAAUUUUAUGCUACUCAGGACGAAGAGACGCGGAAGCGCUGGGCGACCUAUUGGAUGCUCACAGGUCGAAGAGCAGCGCCUAUUCACCCAUUAGUGUACCAGCAUCCCUUCCGUCAGGAUCCGACCUUGUUGUUUCACUGUGGCGAACCCUUUUGCAGCGGUUGGCUAGUCCUUGACGAAGACGAGGAUAGAUCAAGGCAGAGUGCUGUGUCAGAGGCGCACUUCGAGCAGCAGAAGAACUCAACUGAAGAAACAAAUAGGAGAACAAGUAUGGAUCAAGAAAAUACCGGAAAUAUGCCUUCCCACGAUGCUUUUGGUAGCAGCGCACAAUUGGUUGUACAACGUGGGCCAGCCCGCGAGGUGAAGCUGCCAGAAAGACCGAUGGUCUUGGCAUCAACCGACGUCCAAAACGAGAUCACAGAAGCUUUAGAGAGGGCAAUGGAUAGCGGCUUGGGGUUGCGUAUGCAGUGGGUGGAGGGGGACUUUGCGAUAAACGAUAACUUGGGUCUUGCUCACUACGCCUCACCAGGCACUCAAGGAGAUCGGCGGACGCAGGGCCUGCGGAUCUUGCAUCGCACCACGAUCAUUGGCGGCGACGAGACCGUUCCUCGAAAAGCAGAUGGUAGAGAGUCAUUCUUUGCCUGAUACAAUCCCGGUCAACUAUGCUUGCUGAGUUAUUAUAUGUAGAUUUAGAAAUGCAAAUGUAAUUUUCGUUGUUGCUUUUCAGAUGUGGCACUCCUGCUGUUGUUCAAGGCACCCAAGUGGUUU